Miscanthus lutarioriparius is the source of this 1263-nucleotide messenger RNA. The record is from the annotation of a GenBank genome assembly. NCBI's taxonomy places the organism in Eukaryota, Viridiplantae, Streptophyta, Magnoliopsida, Poales, Poaceae.
AUGGAAGCAACAGGGCUUAGCCUUGGAAAGUCUGUGCUGGAUGGAGCUCUUGGCUAUGCCAAAUCCACCGUUGCGGAGGAGGUUGCCUUGCAGCUUGGCAUCCAGCAAGACCAAGCUUUCAUUAGGGAUGAGCUUGAGAUGAUGAUGGCUUUCCUGAUGGCAGCACAUGAGGAGCGAGAUGAGCACAAGGUGAUCAAGACCUGGGUGAAACAGGUCCGUGACGUGGCCUAUGAUGCAGAGGACUGCCUCCAGGAUUUUGCUGUUCGCAUUGGGAAGCCAUCCUGGUGGCGCUUCUGGCACAUCCCUCUCAUGCUGCUGGAACGCCACCGUGUAGCCAACAAGAUGAAGGAGCUUCGAGCCAAGGUUGAGGAUGUCAGCCAGAGGAAUGUGCGCUACCGCCUCAUCAAGGGCCCUAGCUCCACGGCUACCACCACCACUGGACAAUCCAACAUGGCCAGCGAAACAAUGUCUAGCACUGAGGAAAUGAAGCAACAAAGACAAAGCAGAAGUUUAACUCCUGGGGCCCAAGAUCUGUGGAGGAUAUGGAUGAUGAAUGAAGAUGAUUUGGUUGAUGAGUUCAAGAAAGUUUUGAGUGAGAAGUGUUACCUGGUCGUGCUUAGUGAUCUCUCCUCUAUGGAAGAGUGGGAUCAGAUCAAAACAUGCUUCCCAAAUAACAAGAAUGGGAGCCGAUUCAUAGUGUGCACAGAGCAUAUCAAAGCGGCAAACUUAUGUGUUGGGACAGAGGUUGCGCUUCUAGAGCACAAGCAAUUGUCUGUUGAUCAGACUCUUUAUGCUUUCUAUGAGAAGGGUUCACAGGACGGAGCAGAUUCAAUAGAGGAAGCCUCUAGUUCAAACACUACGAGGACUAUUGAUAGUGAAACCUCUAUGGAUGGAAAGAGACUGACCCGCAUGGAAACGACACUAGCUGCUUUUAAGGAAUCUCAGCUCAUUGGGCGAGCGAAUGACAAAUUAGAAAUUAUCAAAAAGAUUUCAGAUAAACAUAGUCAAGAAUUUGAGGUGAUCUCUAUCUACGGAAUGGGUGGUCUGGGGAAAACAAAUUUAGUCAAACAUGUCUACCAAAGCCAAGAGCUCAGUGCUAUGUUUGAGAAGCGUGCCUGUAUCACAAUCAAGCGUCCUUUCAAUCAAAGUGAGCUCCUCAAUAGCUUAGCUACACAAUUGGGUGAUAAGGAAGGGAAUGGUGACAAAUUGGCUGAUCUUUUACAAGGGAAAAGCUAUUUGAUUGUUCUUGAUGAUAUAUCAUGA